AUGUGGGGGUGUGGGGUGGGUGGUAUGGGGUGGGUUGGUAUGUGGUGUUGGGGGUGGUAUGUUUGGAUUUGGGUGAGGGAGGAGGUGGGGUUAAGGGGGGGGAUGGAUGAUAGGCAACGACUCAAAGAGGCGUUGGAGGGUGUGUUGGGUUCUUAUGUAUGUGGGGGGCUGGUAGGGUUGGCCGGUUGGGGGGGUUUGUGGGUGUUUCUGGGGUGUGGUGGGGGGUCAUACUCAGGUGGUAGGGAGAUGCGGGGGGGAGGGCAGGGGUGUUAUGGGUUUUGGGGUGUGGAUUGGACGUUUUUUUGUGGGGGGGGAAAUUUAGGAUUUGGUGGCAUGUGGGUUUGUUGUUUGUAUUUAUGGAAUGGGGUGGGGUGGUCGGGCGAGAGAGGGGAAGAAGAAAGAAACGCGGGGGGGGCGGGGGUGUCGUGA
Knipowitschia caucasica is the source of this 429-nucleotide messenger RNA. NCBI's taxonomy places the organism in Eukaryota, Metazoa, Chordata, Actinopteri, Gobiiformes, Gobiidae. The record is from the annotation of a GenBank genome assembly.